AUGAUGUUGAGAGCGGUCUUGGUUUUGUUCAAGCUGGCCUUUUUAAUAGCACCAGUCCAUGGGGAACUUCCGGUCGCGGUAUUUUGCGAAGACGGGUGGACUCAGUUCUUCUUGGAUACAGGAACUGGUAAAAUAUGCCUUCAAUUCAACACGGAAGCGCGGUCAUGGCAAGAUGCCGAGAAACACUGUGGAGAAAAUAUUGCGAAUUUGAUGCAGCUGGAUCUGAUAUACCAUUACUUUACUAUCACGGAAGUCGGAGAACAAACCGGAAUAGGAAAUGUCUUAGUAGAAACUUUGCAGAUGAAGGAGUUCUGGUCGGGCAUGAACGUUCAGCACGGGAGACUCAUGUGGGACGACUAUGGGCCUCAAUACGUCCACAAUGAUCGGUAUCGGAUGGCCAUGAGAGUCACUGGCGAAGAACAGAACAGAACAAAGGAAUACUAUAUUCCUCCCAAGUAUACAUAGAUACAACAUAGGGGACAUAUAAUAUAAACGUUACAAAAAUACAUAUCAUGU
Molecule: messenger RNA, 516 nt
Organism: Dreissena polymorpha
Lineage: Eukaryota; Metazoa; Mollusca; Bivalvia; Myida; Dreissenidae
Exons: 3
Coding region: 1-465 (154 amino acids)
Source: RefSeq, a predicted model, not a curated record